AUGCCCGAUACUCGUGGUUCGUCGCUGAGAGGGAGGACGCCGACGUUGGUUGUGUCGAGACCUGCGGAUGAGAGAGAGAGUCCUCCUGGACGGAAGAGUGAGAGAAGACAUCGACGGCGGGCCGACAGGUCUAGGGAAAGAGACAGGUCGCCGCAGUGGGAGGACAUAGACAACUACGAGCCACCACGGAGGAGGAGAAAGUCGAGGAGGGUGUCGCCGGCGCGCUCGACCACGUCGACUGGGUCUGGUCGUUCACAGCGAAGACAACACUCGGCACAGCACAAGUCUACUGGAUUCUUUCCGAGCUUAUCACGCAUCCGCGAAGCGACUGGCUCUACCACCAGCUCGCGGCCGAGCACGAGAACUUCUGAAACAGACUACUAUCCUGAGUACCAACCCAGCAGACACGCCCGCCAUAUGGACAGAGGGAACUCCAGGUAUGGCAAGAGCAUGAAGCGGACGUCGAAGACGAAGCAGCGCCAUGACGAGAGCUUGCCAAAACUCAAUCCUUCAUCGUUGUCGAUCCUGUCUGGGACGACAGGGACGUCGGACAGGUCCAGCAACAGCAGCUCGACGGUCACUCCGGAGUCCUAUCUUCGAAAAACGAGUCGGCAGGCUCUGACUGCCGUGAAGCCACCCAAGGAGUCCGAGCCUCGUGAAAGUGUGACAAGCCAGCUGCCGAACGUGUUUGACUUUCUGGAAACGGAUGCAGAGGACGAUGACCACGAUGGGAAGUCCGUAGCCUCCGCCUCGACAUCUUCACAAUACGAACCAUCAGACGCUGGGUCCAGCAUAGCUCCGGACACGCCUUCUUCGCGAUCGACGUUUCCUUCUGCUUCUUCGCCCACAUCGACACGGAGUCAGAGUGUCGCGGACCUCAGAAAGAAGUACGACCCGCAAUUCAGUGCGUCGGUCUUUUCAGGACGGAGCGACAGCAGCAGUCCUGCUCCAUCGUUGCGUAGCCUGAGGAAGCAGCCAACCGUUAGUGACGUCGAGGAAGAAGAUGAGGAAGACGUUGGAAUACCACCAGCGCCAUCGGACAUCAGCUAUCAAUCGCAGAGAUCGUCAUCACGCUCAUCUAGACGCUCAGCUGGGUCUUACGACUCCUAUUACCCCGGCGACGAAGCUAUUCCACACGGCCUACCCUACGACCACCCCUCCCACUACAUCCACCCCCUCCCGGGCCAACACCGCUCCUUCUCCCAUUCCUCCACCCAUUCCUCCCCCACCCAAAACCCCUACACCACAGCCCUCCAACACUACCACUGGCCUUCUCCCCCACCACUCCCACCCCAACCCCUCACGCACCAACCCUCCCCUCUCCACCCACCAGCCGCCCCCGAACCCCCCGACCUUUCGCACGCCCCACCAACCGGCUACGCCCACCUCGCCCUCGCCCUCUCUACCCCCAACACUUCCGGCGUUACCCCGGUAUACCGUAAAUUCGAAUACCUCAAUACCCGCCUCCUCCUGCACCUGCAAGACGAACUCGCUGAGUUGGAGGAGCAGCUGCGCCACUUGGACGACAUCAUCUCCUCGUUAGACGGACAUCAGCACCCGGCUUCCCGACGGCGGGAGAAAUGGGAGGGCAACGAGUUGCACAUGCGCAGGACGCACUUGCUCGGCACGGUGUACGUGAAGAUGGAGCAGUACCGCAAGGUCCUGGCCGGGAUGAAGGAGGUGGAGUCGUCUACGACAAAAGCAGGGCAGGAGGAAGUAGAGGGUUUGAGAGCGUGGAUGGAGCGGGAGAGGCCGAUUUCUGAACACGAGGCGGGUUUCUUGAUGCACGGGGGGGAUUUGGUUAAGGUCUCUCGCGGCGCCGGGGCAGCAACGGGGUCGCAGGGUGGAGUGGGCGUGUAUGCGCCGUUGGGCGUGGUGGCGCCGGUGGUGCUGUUUGCCGUUGUGCCGACGCUUGCCGGCAGGUUGUUGGUUCUGGCGGUGUUGGGGUUGGGGGGCUGGGUUGUUGUGGGGAGGACUGCGGUUGGGGGGUUGAUGGCGAGGAGGGAUUGGAUGAUCUGCGGAUUGGUGUAUGGGAUACUCAUGGUUGUUUUGGCGAUGUGCAUGCCUGGGCGGUGUAGCUGA
Molecule: messenger RNA, 2082 nt
Organism: Saxophila tyrrhenica
Lineage: Eukaryota; Fungi; Ascomycota; Dothideomycetes; Mycosphaerellales; Extremaceae
Exons: 2
Coding region: 1-2082 (693 amino acids)
Source: RefSeq, a predicted model, not a curated record